Molecule: messenger RNA, 1073 nt
Organism: Poecilia latipinna (sailfin molly)
Lineage: Eukaryota; Metazoa; Chordata; Actinopteri; Cyprinodontiformes; Poeciliidae
Gene: slc30a6
Product: solute carrier family 30 member 6
Exons: 9
Coding region: 48-845 (265 amino acids)
Biological process (GO): zinc ion transport; transmembrane transport
Cellular component (GO): membrane; Golgi apparatus
Molecular function (GO): monoatomic cation transmembrane transporter activity
Source: RefSeq, a predicted model, not a curated record
ACACUCCGGCAACAGGAAGAAGAAGACGGAGGAGGCGGAAGUUCAAGAUGGCGAUGGACGGGAUGAUGUCCACGUCUCCGGGUCUGUCUUAUCAAACUGCGGGGGAUUUCUACCCCAGAAAGUUCGGUUCGAAGCCGGACGUGGUUCCGUCCGGGGUGACGGAGCGGAAGGUGGUUCCGCUGGAUAAACCGGAUAUGGUGUCGGUGGACGUCAUCAACAUCAAGGAGCCAGAUGUUCCCCUGCACAGGAAGAAGCACGAACACGACGCCUCCGUCCUGGGGACCAUCCAUCCCUUCAGGAAGACGCACAGAUCCGUGAUCGGGAAGCUCCUGCAGGAAUUCCAGCUGGUUUCCUCGGACAGACGGUCGUGGAGGAUCCUGCUGUUCGGAGCGCUCAACCUGCUGUGCACCGGCUGUCUGCUGAUGUGGUGCAGCUCCACCAACAGCAUGGCUUUAACUGCCUACACAUAUCUCACCAUCUUCGACCUGUUCAGUUUGAUCACCUGUCUCAUCAGCUCCUGGGUGACGAUGAAGAAGCCCAGUCAGGUCUACUCAUUCGGGUUUGAGAGGUUGGAGGUUCUGGCCGUUUUUGCCUCUACGGUCCUGGUCCAGCUGGGAGCUCUGUUCAUCCUGAAGGAGAGUGUGGAGCGCUUCGUGGAGCAGCCGGAGGUCCACACAGGGCGGCUGCUGGUCGGGACGUUCGUCGCUCUGUUCUUCAACCUGCUGACUCUGCUCUCCGUCAGGAACAAACCCUUCUCCUACGUCUCUGACGGUAAGCCCCGCCCCCUGCUCCGGUUCCGGCCCGGUUCUGUAAUCCCGCCUCCUCUGGGGACCAGAAUGAUUUAGCCUUUGUGAUAUUUUGGGGGGAUUAUGGGAGUGAGGCGGCGCCUUUCCUCUGUCAGUGAAUAAAUCGGAUGAAACCAAAUGAAACGCAGCAGCUGAUUGGUUGUCAGUAUUUUCCAGAGAAUCAUGCUGACAGCUGAUUGGUUGUCAGUGUUUUCCAGAGAAUCAUGCUGACAGCUGAUUGGUUGUCAGUGUUUUCCAGAGAAUCACGCUGACAGCUGAUUGGUUGUC